Alternaria ventricosa is the source of this 1026-nucleotide messenger RNA. RefSeq lists its product as uncharacterized. The transcript has 6 exons. Bases 1 to 1026 code for a protein of 341 amino acids. The record is from RefSeq and is a predicted model, not a curated record. Lineage: Eukaryota; Fungi; Ascomycota; Dothideomycetes; Pleosporales; Pleosporaceae. Gene Ontology annotation, molecular function: methyltransferase activity.
AUGGCCACCUCUGCGACUGACCGUGUGCGCAAGACCAAGCUGCGCCCGCUGUCCAGUGCCACCAAUCUCACCGACUUCACACACUCGACGGCCGACCCAGCUGAUGUAUGCCGCCUGCUCUCCCCACUACAUGCCGAGGUGCAAAGCCUCACGCCAAGCAUGUAUGGCGUCGAGAAGAAGUACGGCCGAACUUACCAUGGCUUCCAUGCUGGAGCCUACCCAUUUCCCAACGACGAGCUCGAAAUAUAUCGCCUGGAAUGGGAGCAUCAUAUCAUAACAGGACUGCUACAAGGCAAACACUACUUCGCGCCGCUGAACACAAAGAGAUCGUCGAGGAUGCUGGACAUUGGUUGCGGCACCGGACAAUGGUGCAUCGCGAUGGCAAAAAAGGCUCCGAAACACUGGCGGGUUGAAGGCAUCGACUUAUCCGCGAUCCAACCCAAGAAAGACAGACUGCCCAACAACGUCGACUUCUGGCUGGACAACAUCCUCAAGACAUCAUGGUGGUUCCCCGAAAAGCAACCCUACACCUACGACUACGUUCACACACGCUUCAUGCACGGCAUCUUCACAGACUUCCGAGAAAUCAUACAAAAGGGCUUCAACAAUCUGAAACCAGGUGGAUGGAUGGAGUCGCAGGAGAUAUUUUCCAAACUCCAGUGUGCCGAAGGCAUGCCGGAAAGUUACCCGCUGCUUGAAUGGUCAAAUCUGCAGGACGAGGCCGCGCACAACCUGGGCCGGCCGUUGCGCAUCGCGGACAAACUAAAGAGGUGGUACCGAGAGGCUGGAUUCGUGGAUGUGCACGAGGAGGUCUUCGCUUUGCCCGUGAAUCCAUGGCCGAAAGAGAACAAGUCGAACAUGUACGGCAAGUUCUGCAUGUGGAAUAUGCUCGUUGGUCUGCACGGAUGGACGAUUGAAUACUUUGUCACCGGUCUGGGCUGGACAUCAGCCGAGGUCGAAGUCUACCUCGCGCAUGUAAGGAACUCGCUCGCAGACGAGAGUGUGCACGCCUACUACAACUUGUAA